AUGAAGACUACAGCUAGAGCCUUCGCGCUCCUGUUGGCCCAACAGGCCGGCGCUACCUAUAUACCUGGUGGUGCUGGUGGUAGUGUUGGCGGAAGCGUCGGCGGAAGCAUUGGAGGAAGCGUUGGCGGAAGCGUUGGCGGCCACGUUGGAGGAGGUGGCAGUGUCGGCGGUGGCAUCGGUGGUGGUGUCAUCGGCGGCGGCAGCGGUGGUGGAAGCGGUGGAAUCAUCAUCGGCGGAGGCGGCAAGGGAGGCGGCCACGUUGGUGGUGAGAUUGGAGGCGGCAUCGGUGGUGAGAUUGGAGGCGGCAUCGGUGGUGGUGUCAUUGGCGGAGGCCAUGGUGGUGUUGGCGGCGGCAUCGGCGGCGGCGGAAGCGGUGGCAUCAUCAUUGGUGGCGGUGGAGAGGGAGACGGUCAUGUUGGCGGCGGAGGUCAUGGCGGUGUCGGCGGUGGCAUUGGCGGUGGCAUCGGCGGAGGUGUCAUCGGCGGAGGCCAUGGCGGCGUCGGUGGUGGCAUCGGCGGCGGCGGAAGCGGUGGCAUCAUCAUUGGUGGUGGAGGAGAUGGAGACGGUCAUGUUGGCGGCGGAGGCCAUGGCGGCGUCGGCGGCGGCAUUGGCGGUGGCAUCGGCGGUGGCAUCGGCGGCGGUGUCAUUGGAGGCGGCCAUGGAGGUGUUGGCGGUGGCAUCGGCGGCGGCGUCAUUGGAGGCGGCCAUGGAGGUGUUGGCGGCGGCAUCGGCGGCGGCGGAAGCGGUGGCAUCAUUAUCGGUGGUGGUGGAAAGGGAGGUGGCCAUGGCGGCAUCGGUGGUGGAAUCAUUGGCGGCGGCAUCAUUGGUGGUGGCAUCGGUGGUGGCAUUAUCGGCGGUGGUCACGGUGGUAUCGGUGGUGGUAUCAUUGGUGGUGGCCACGGCGGCAUCGGCGGUGGAAUCGGUGGAGGCAUUGGCGGCGGCAUUGGAGGUGGAAUUGGCGGAGGCAUUGGCGGCGGCUGGUGGGGUCCUGGAACUUGCUUCCCCAUCCCAGACAACUGUGAUAACGAAUGUACCCCCAGCCAGGAAGCUGGUUUCAGCUGGUCUGGUCUUCUUGAGGGAGCCAUUGAUCUCUAUGAGGGUUUCAACUUCCGUGGUUGGACUUGCACUUCCGACUUCAUCAAACCCGGCUGGAAAUCCAAUUUCCAGAAGAAAUGCAUCGUCGCUCAGCUUGGAUGUGAUGUCGAUGAUAGCGUCCCCCAGAUUAGCCUUAAGGGCAAGUCUGGAUUCUCCGUUAAGACUUUUGAGGUAACUGCUGAGGUCAAAGUCGAUGUUACCUUCGCCUACGACAUGCCUGAUGGCUCCAUUUGCAAGGACGUCCAAACAUGUGGACCUGAGGGCACCGUCAUCCGCAACACCCAGUGUGGUGGUGCCACCGCCAUUCGUUUCUUCCUCCCAACAUACAACAAAGUCAAGGUCUGCAAGAUCGCUAUUCACAAAAUCGAGUUCAACUGUGGUCCACCAUCUAUGCCACCAACCAUCUCUCUCCCUGCACCACCACAGCAGACCAGCACCGUCAACCCGUCUCAAUCUGUUCCAGUUCCCCCAUACCCAACUGGCCCUAUCCCUACUGGCGGUAUUCCAACCGGUGGUAUCCCAACUGGUGGUAUCCCAACCGGCGGUGUUCCUACCGGCCCAGCCCCAACUGGCCCAGCUCCUUCUUUGACGACUUCCACCGUUUACAGCACUUCCCAAAUUACCAUCACCAGCUGCGGCCCUGAAGUCACCAACUGCCCUGCCAGCUCCACCGUUGUUGUCACCACCGAGAUCCCAAUCUCUACUACUGUCUGCCCAGUUACUGACACUGAACCCGUCCCUGUUCCUACCGAUGAGCCAAGCUCAAGCCAAUCUGGUGGCGGUGCUCCAGGAUCUACUUCUGGUGUUGAGCCAACUGAGAGCACUCCUGGCGCCCCCGUCCCAGUUCCAACCACCUAUGUUACUGAGUCCACCUCGACCGUUUACACUACUUCCAUGGUUACUAUUACUAGCUGCCCACCAGGAACCCCCGACUGCCCUGCUGGUUCUACCGCCAUUGUUACUUCUACCAUUGCUAUCUCCACCACCAUCUGCCCAGUUACCUUGACUCAGACCGGUGGUGUCCCGGUUCCAACUGAUGGUGUUCCAGUGCCAACCGAGGGUGUCCCUGUCCCAACUGGCGGUGCUCCAGGUUCCACUUCUGGUGUCGAGCCAACCCAGAGCACUCCUGGAGCCCCUGCCUCAUCUGGCCCUGCCCCCACUGGAUCUGUCCCUGCUCCAGGUGCCCCAGCUCCUCAGCCACCAGCUCCAUGCCCACCUGUCGUUCCUAAGUGCUUGAACACCUGGAUUACCAUCCCCAAGUGCAGCUCUAACAGCGACAUCAGCUGCUUCUGCCCAUCCUCUGAGUUCACCGACAAGGUCAUCCAGUGUAUCCGAGCCUGGGGAUCUUCUGAAGCUGAGGUCCAGUCCGCUCUUACUUACUUCACUGCCAUCUGUGCUGCACACAUUCCCAAGAACCCUGGUAUCGUUACUGCCAUCCCACCAAGCAUCACUCUCGGCCCAGCUCCUCCAACCUCUGUCCCCGGUGGCCCAGCUCCUACUACUAUGCCACAGACCACCAUUGAGGUCCCACAUAUCAUCACUGAUACCAACGGCGGCGUCACUAGCACUAGCACUACUAUCACCAUCCCACAGAUUAGUUUCACCACUGGAACCGGCCCUAACCCAAGUGUCAUCUUGGCUCCUGGCCCAGCUCCUGCCACUACCACCACUGAUGGCGGUGUCUCCCCAACCCAGGUCCCCGGUAGCCAGGCUCCUGGUGGCUCUCCACCAUACGCCAGCACUGGCUUCAUGACCAUUUCCCAGACCGGUGCUAUACCACGCCCCACUUCUACCACCGAGCCCUACAUCGGUGCUGCUUCUAGCCUGGAGGCCCUCUCCUCUCGAUGGAUCAUGAUGGGUAUGACCGCUAUUGUCGGCAUGCUUCAGUUCGCUCUCUAG
Microsporum canis CBS 113480 is the source of this 2994-nucleotide messenger RNA. Its product is annotated as extracellular serine-threonine rich protein. Bases 1 to 2994 code for a protein of 997 amino acids. NCBI's taxonomy places the organism in Eukaryota, Fungi, Ascomycota, Eurotiomycetes, Onygenales, Arthrodermataceae. The transcript has 3 exons. The record is from RefSeq and is a predicted model, not a curated record.